Phyllotreta striolata is the source of this 3324-nucleotide messenger RNA. The record is from the annotation of a GenBank genome assembly. NCBI's taxonomy places the organism in Eukaryota, Metazoa, Arthropoda, Insecta, Coleoptera, Chrysomelidae.
UACAAGGCCGAAUCCAAACGUCAAAAUAUUUUCGUUUUCGCAAGAAUGUAGAGAUUUACCAAAAGUUGUUUAUCGGUUCUUUUUUUUAACACAAACACUACGACUCCAAGCGAUCGAAACAUGGAAUUCACGGCGGACAAUCUAGAAAAAGCCGUCACGCUAUUCUACCGCUCCGAAGCCCAACAACAAGCCGAGGCCCACCAAUGGCUAACGGAGGCCCAGAACUCCCCUUCCGCCUGGAGCUUCGUCUGGGAGCUACUCACCCCGCAACGGAGCUCCGAAGUGCAAUUCUUCGCCGCCACCACCCUGCACGCCAAGCUCAUGAAGCACUGGAACGAAAUACCGGAGGACCACUACGAAUUCCUCAAGACGCGCAUCCUCGAAUCGAUCAUCAGCUACGCCAUGGGGCCCAAGAUCAUCCUCAAUCGAUUGUGCAUCACCCUAUCCGCCUACAUAAUCCACACGGUACCCACGCAUUGGCCGAAGGCCUUCGAGGAAUUAGUCUCCAGCUUCCAGCCGCAGUACUUGCCCAACGUCGAGCCCGAACGGGUGAUUUGGAUACUGCUGGAAAUUUUAACUGUGAUACCCGAAGAGUUCCAACGAACGACUCUGGCAUUGAACCAAAGAAAUAGAGUCAGGGUGGUGCUGCAAGAUGUAUCGAAGGAUAUAUUGAAAGUUGUCGAGAUGUGCCUGAUGCCUCUACCAGCCGCCGGAUUCAACAUGUGCAAUUUAACGACUUAUUUAAACGCUGCUCGAUGCGCUUCGGCUUGGAUACAAUUAGGCAGUUUAACCAUCGAAGAUUGUACAUCGGUGAACAAUCUAUUGAUAGAUCUAACUUGCUUCGUCUACUGGAACAAAUCGGACCCGGAGGGUUUAUCGUGCGACGAAAUGGAUCUGAUCGAAGUGACCGUGGAAGCCCUGACGGCCGUUUUCCAACAUCCGCACACGCACAAAUACAAAACGCACGUGUUCAAAUACGCCGCCCAGAUUUUGGAGAAGUUCGAUAAGAUUUUGGACGUCGAACGCAACCAACAGGACAUGAACAAAGAUAUCGUAGCUACCUUAUACGGGCUGGUGAUAACGAUAGGCGAUUCGCAUUCGAAGAUAUUCAUCGACAAUUUAAAGUCUCAGGACGCGGACGAGCGAAGGGUCAGCUUCGAUUUGUUGAAUUUCAUAUUGAAAUGCACGAAUUUGCCCGGAUUGUAUCCCGUCGACGAGUCGAGCAGCACUCUCACCUUCGGCUUUUGGUACACCUUGCAAGACGACGUGAUAUCCUUGGACGCGCCCGACUGCGCCUCGCUGAUCCUCCAAAUCAAACCCUACUAUCGCGACCUCGUCUGCGUCAUGCUGAGAAAAUCCAUGUUCCCCAUCGGCGAGGACGACGCCUGGACGUUGGAGGACAAGGAGGUGUUCCGAUGCUACCGCCAGGACAUCGCCGACACCUUCAUGUACUGCUACGUGGUGCUCAACCUCGAGAUGCUCGACAUACUGAUGACCAAGCUGGACGAGGCCCUGCGCUCGGAGACGCCCCGUUGGAACGAAAUCGAAACCGUGCUGCACGCCUUCGGGGCCGUGGCCGAGAACGUGGAGUACGAGAAUUUGUACCUGCCGAAGUUGAUGGCUACUAUCAAAGGGAUACCGUUCGGGGAGUUGCACGUGCGCGUGAUGGCCACGGCUUUGGAGACGGUCGGUUCGUUUUCCGAAUGGUUCGCGGAUCAUCCGGAUUUGUUGGAGAACAUUUUCCCGUUGAUUUUGAGCGGUUUGGGGAAUCCCGAGGUGUCGACGAGCGCCACGAUGGCGCUGAAGGAUAUCACGCACAAUUGCCAGAAGUAUUUGGCUCGGUACGGGGAGCAUAUUCUGAUGGCUUCGCAGACCGUCUUGACGAACGGUUGCCUCAAACUAGCCGAACGAAGGAGACUAAUGUACAGCGUGGGUCGCGUAUUGAGCACGUUGCCCGUCGACAGGAUCAUGGGAUAUUUGAACAUGAUCCUGGCCCCUUCCUUCGAGGAUCUGCAGAAAUUUAGCGAAGCCGAACCGAGUCCCACGGUGACGAAUUCCCUGAUCACAAGACUGAAAUUGAUUGCGGCCCUGUUCAGUUCGUUGCACGUCGAAGACGACGACGCGAAAAUCGAGCAACCCAUUCUCGUGGUGAUCGAGAAAAUGAUGCCGUUGUUUCGGCGCAUCGGCGAGAAGUAUUGCAUGAAUACCGAAGUGAUCGAAGAUUUAAGCGUCGUGUUCAAAUUCGGCAUCACAACGUUGAAAGACGAUUGCAAACCGUUGAUAAACGACAUACUCCAACUCGUAGUGACCAUAUACAGGGCGUGUCCGCAAUCUAAUGUACUUACCGUAGCGAAAACGGUGUUGAUACUGUUCGGCAAAGAAGAGGAUUUGUUCGCGUUGAACAAUCAAUUGUUGUUCGAAUUGUGUUCGAGGACGAUGCAAAUGUGCGCCGAAUGCCAAGCGAACGAUCAACUAUCCGAUAGAUCGGACGUGCUCGAAGGGUUCUUCUCGUUGCUCGCCGCUUUGGCGAAAAAAGUGCCGCUGUUGAUGACGAAUUGCGGCGUCGAUGUCGCCGCUUUGUUCCAAUGCGCGAUUUUGUGCCUCGGUUUACCGGAGAUCCAAGCCUUGAAGCAGGUCGCCAGCUUCCUGGUGCAAUUCAUAUCGCAGAGCAGGGAGACCUCCAUGGCGCAGGUGAUUCAAACCUACGGCGAAAGUUUAGUGUUAAGGGUACUCAUGAAUUUAGGAAGUACGGCUCCGAGAUCGUCGGUGGACAUUUUCAGCGACAUCUUAUUGGCGUUGAAUAAGAAAUACUGUGAUAAUUUGACAAGGUGGCUGAACGCCCUGUUGGCCCAAGAGGGUUUCCCAUCGACCAGGAUUACGUCGGCGCAAAAGGAGGCGUUCGUUAAAUCGAUUUUAAGGGAAAAGACCAACAAAAGAAAAGUAUCGGAUACCGUAUUGGAAUUCACGUUAAUCUGCAGGGGAAUACUGAAACCCGAAUAAGGCAGCUUUGAUCUCCAACGGUAUCAAAAUCCCGUCGUCGUCGUCCAUGUAACCGUAGUAAUCGGCAUCGAUGUCCUUCAUCAGUUCGGCUCGGCUCUUUCGAGGCGGAGGCGGCGGUUCCUGUUCGAACAGCUCUCGGACGCCUGAAAAGAUUUUUAAUGUAAAAAGCGCAAUUGAGUUUUAAUUGUAAUUUCGUCCGGUUUUUUUUUUGUUUUUCAUUGAUUAUUGAUAAUAAAUGCAGUCGGUUUAGUGCGAUCUGUUCCUACGAUUUUCCUAAACUUAUUAACGUUGUUUUAUUUAGAAUAAUUUUUCACUUGAGAUUAA